Molecule: messenger RNA, 3829 nt
Organism: Lemur catta (Ring-tailed lemur)
Lineage: Eukaryota; Metazoa; Chordata; Mammalia; Primates; Lemuridae
Gene: INVS
Product: inversin
Exons: 17
Coding region: 147-3290 (1047 amino acids)
Cellular component (GO): cytoplasm; nucleus
Molecular function (GO): protein binding
Source: RefSeq, a predicted model, not a curated record
UCCGGCGCUGUCGGGGCUGACCCAGUUGGGUGUAGUGUCCUGGCCUGGCGGGUGGGUCGGCCCGGGUUCGGGUCGCGCCUCCUGGAGCCGCCCCCGGGACAUCAGUCCUGGAGGAGGCGAGGGUUGCUCCAGUUGUUGAGAAGACUAUGAACAGGUCAGAGAACUUGCUCUGUACUGGUUGCUCAUUAGCAUCUCAAGUUCAUGCUGCUGCUGUUAAUGGAGAUAAGAGUGCUCUUCAGAGGCUCGUAAUAGGAAGCUCUGCUCUUAAAGACAAAGAAGAUCAAUUUGGGAGAACACCACUUAUGUACUGUGUGUUGGCUGACAGACUGGAUUGUGCGGAUGCUCUCCUGAAGGCAGGAGCAGAUGUUAAUAAAACUGACCACAGCCAGAGAACAGCUCUCCAUCUUGCAGCUCAAAAGGGAAAUUAUCGUUUCAUGAAACUCUUACUUACACGCAGAGCAAACUGGAUGCAAAAGGAUCUAGAAGAGAUGACUCCUUUGCAUUUGACCACCCGGCACAGGAGCCCUAAGUGUUUGGCACUCCUGCUGAAGUUUAUGGCACCAGGAGAAGUGGAUACACAGGAUAAAAACAAGCAAACAGCUCUGCACUGGAGUGCCUACUAUAAUAACCCUGAGCACGUGAAGCUGCUUAUCAAGCAUGAUUCCAACAUUGGGAUUCCUGAUGUCGAAGGCAAGAUCCCACUUCACUGGGCAGCCAACCAUAAAGAUCCAAGUGCCGUUCAUACAGUAAGAUGCAUUCUGGAUGCUGCUCCUACAGAGUCUUUACUGAACUGGCAAGACUACGAGGGUCGAACGCCUCUUCACUUUGCAGUUGCUGAUGGGAAUGUGACAGUGGUUGAUGUCUUGACCUCAUACGAAAGCUGCAAUAUAACGUCUUACGAUAACUUAUUUCGAACCCCACUUCACUGGGCAGCUUUACUAGGCCAUGCACAGAUUGUCCAUCUCCUUUUAGAAAGAAAUAAGUCUGGAACUAUCCCAUCUGACAGCCAAGGAGCAACACCCUUGCACUAUGCAGCUCAGAGUAACUUUGCUGAAACAGUUAAAGUAUUUUUAAAACAUCCUUCAGUGAAAGAUGAUUCAGAUCUGGAAGGAAGAACAUCCUUUAUGUGGGCAGCUGGGAAAGGCAGUGAUGAUGUCCUUAGGACUAUGCUGAGUUUAAAAUCUGACAUUGACAUUAACAUGGCAGACAAAUACGGAGGUACAGCUUUACAUGCUGCUGCUCUUUCUGGCCAUGUCAGCACAGUGAAAUUAUUAUUGGAAAAUAAUGCUCAAGUAGAUGCUACUGAUGUCAUGAAACAUACUCCACUUUUCCGAGCCUGUGAGAUGGGACACAAAGAUGUGAUUCAGACACUCAUUAAAGGUGGAGCAAGGGUAGAUCUAGUUGACCAAGAUGGACAUUCUCUGCUACAUUGGGCAGCACUGGGAGGAAAUGCUGAUGUUUGUCAGAUACUGAUAGAAAAUAAGAUCAAUCCCAAUGUGCAAGAUUAUGCAGGAAGAACCCCUUUGCAGUGUGCUGCAUAUGGAGGGUAUAUCAACUGCAUGGCAGUGCUCAUGGAAAAUAAUGCAGACCCUAACAUUCAAGACAAAGAGGGAAGAACAGCUUUGCACUGGUCCUGUAACAACGGAUACCUUGAUGCUAUUAAAUUACUACUAGACUUUGCUGCUUUCCCUAAUCAGAUGGAAAACAAUGAAGAGAGGUACACACCCCUUGAUUAUGCUUUGCUUGGUGAGCGCCAUGAGGUUAUCCAGUUCAUGUUGGAGCACGGUGCUCUGUCCAUCGCAGCCAUACAAGACAUUGCUGCCUUCAAAAUCCAAGCUGUCUACAAAGGGUACAAGGUCAGGAAAGCUUUCCGAGACCGGAAAAAUCUCCUCAUGAAGCACGAACAGUUGAGAAAAGAUGCAGCUGCCAAAAAACGGGAGGAAGAAAACAAGCGAAAAGAGGCAGAACAGCAGAAAGGAAGGUGGAACCCAGAUUCCUGCAGACCCCCAGCCCUAACCUGUCUGCCCAGCACCCAGGACAAGCCCAGCAGUCAGAGCUGUGCCCCCAGCAAACAGCCUCCUGCUGGCAACACGACCCAGGGCCCUGAGCCAAGAGACUGCAGAGGGUCUCCAGGAGGGCCUCUAGGCAGGGGCCCCCAGAAGGAGCAGUAUGUUUCCUCAGACUUGCAGGGAACAAACUCCAGAAAGCCAAAUGAAACAUCCAGCGAACAUUCUAAAGGCCAAUCUGCCUGUGUCCACUUCAGACCCAGUGAGUGCAGUGAUGGAAACAGGCAUCCAGGAGUCCCCUCUGUUGGGAAGUGCAGAGGUGAGACUGCUGGUGAUCAGCGGUGUGAAAAGGGGAAAGGCUUCUUGAAGCAGCCCCCCUGCAUUAGGGGGGCCAGGCCUGAGGAGAAAGGAGAGGACCCCCAUCGGGCAGCCACAAGCCUCCCACAGCAGGACGGCCACCGAAAGCCCAGGAGGUGCCGUGACACAGCACCCGCAGCCAAGUGUGCCCCCCAGAAAAGGCGCAUUCCAGAGCUCAAAGGAGGAAGGUGCUCCCCGGCUGGUUCCAGCCGGCCCAGCAGUGCCAAGGGGGAGGUGGUCCAUGCUGGGCAGAAUCCUCUCCACCAUCGCACACCAAGAAGCAAAGUGACACAGGCCAAGCUCACAGGAGGGGUCUGUUCAGAUGUGCCACAGAGCACAGAGGAGUUGAGGUCAGGAGCCAGGACCAUGGGGACAUCUAUCCUGUAUAAGGACAUUCAGGUGUCUCAGGAAACUGAUCCAGCACCUGGUCCCCUCUCUGGGCAGAAUGUGAACAUCGACCUUCUCCCCGUAGAGCUCCGACUGCAGAUAAUUCAGAGAGAAAGAAGUAGGAAAGAGCUGUUUCGCAAAAAGAACAAGGCAGCAUCAGUCAUCCAGCGUGCCUGGCGAAGCUACCAGCUCAGGAAGCACCUGUCCUACCUUCUGCAUAUGAAGCGGCUUGGAGCUGGCAACGUGGACAGAUGGAACCGGGAAUGUACAGCAUUGCUCCUCCAGGUUUGGAGGAAGGAACUGGAACUAAAGGUCCCAAAGACCAUCGCAGUAAGCAGGGCCCCCAAGAGUCCAUCCAAGGGCACCUCAGGCACAAAGUCCACCAAGCACUCGGUGCUCAAGCAAAUCUAUGGUUGUUCUCAAGAAGGGAAAGUACAUCAUCCCCCAAGAUCUGCAAAAGCCCCCCCUGUGCUGCGUCUCAAUUCAGGUGUGUCUUCGUCCAUUUUCUGCUGGUAUAACAGAAUAUCACAGACUGGAUAAUUUAUAAUGAACAAUUCCAUUUGGCUCACAGUUCUGGAGACUGGGAAGUCCAAGAGCAUGGCGCCAGGAUCUGGUAAGGACCAUCCAUGGUGGAAGGCAAGAGAGGGCAUGGGACAGAGAGAGAAAAAGGGCUAAACUUACCCUUUUUAUCAGGAACUCACUCCCAACAUGUGGCAUUAAUCCAUCCAUGAGGACAGAGACCUCAUUACUUAAUCACCUCGUAAAAGCCCCAUGUCUCAACACUGUUGCAUUAGGGAUCAGUUCUUCUGGAACAUACUGUACUGGCUGAGAGUAUGAGCACUGGAGGUAAAUGGUCUGAGUGGGAAUCUCUGUUCUGCCACCUUUUGGCAUUGUGACCUUUGACAUUUUACUUAAUCUCUCUAGAUAUCAGGUGUCUCCUCUGUAAAUAAACACUAUUGGCAAAACCAAAUUUCUGAGACACAAAGAGAACAUUCAUUUUAAAUAUUAGAUAUUAAUACCUCUUUCAUUUUACCUAUAAUUACCAUUGUACUUCCAAAUAGCUUCUAACAAAUUUACAU